Chrysoperla carnea is the source of this 1968-nucleotide messenger RNA. RefSeq names its product lipid droplet-associated hydrolase (gene sturkopf). The record is from RefSeq and is a predicted model, not a curated record. Gene Ontology annotation, biological process: lipid storage. The coding region runs from base 178 to 1149 and encodes 323 amino acids. Gene Ontology annotation, cellular component: lipid droplet. Gene Ontology annotation, molecular function: lipase activity. NCBI's taxonomy places the organism in Eukaryota, Metazoa, Arthropoda, Insecta, Neuroptera, Chrysopidae. The transcript has 3 exons.
UUUGAGGUAGAACAAAAUAGAUGUUAUAAAAUUUGUAACCUAUGAUUGGAAUAUUUUUCAACUUAUCAAUCGAUUAGUGUAAAAAUUGUGUUCAUAUUUUGUAGAAAAUGAACUUUGAUCAUUAAGAUAAUAAACUUUUAUGGCAGAUAAUACCUAAUUUUUAACGGUAAUUUUUCAAUGAAUAAUCGAAAAGUAAGCAGCAAAGAACAAUCCGAAAAAGAUUUAACAAUGCACGAAGCAUUUAUCAAUUUAAAUACUGUUCCGACCCAUGUAAUGGCAUGGGGAAAAUGGAUUGAAGAGGAUUUAUCUAAUGAAAAAUUAAUUAUAUUAUUUAUUCCUGGAAAUCCAGGUCUACUUGGAUUUUAUAAAGCAUUUUUAGACACAGUUUAUGAACAACUUGGUGGAAAAGUACCAGUUUGGACUGUGGGACAUGGAGGACAUGAAAUACCAAACUCAACAUUACGACCCAUUCCAAUAUUUCAAUCGAAUAAAGAUCUUUACGAUUUAAAUGCACAAGUUAAUCAUAAAGCAUCCUUUAUCCGUAAAUAUGUUCCAAAAGAUACAAAAAUAAUCAUAAUGGGUCAUUCAAUUGGUGCAUAUAUUUGUGUCGAAUUAUUAAAUGAACCUGAUAUUGAAUCAAAAAUACAAAAAAGUUAUUUAUUAUUUCCAACAUUGGAACAUAUGGCUGAUACCCCACAAGGAAAAUUUUUAAAUAAAUUCGUACGUUAUUUUGUUAGUAUACUUGUAUUUUUAACAUGGUGUUUCAUCACAUUCUUGCCUUCAGUUGUACAAACAUUUCUUAUAAAAGCAUAUUUAUUCUUGACACGUUCACCGGUAAGCUUCAUCAACGAAGCAAAAUCAUUUUUAAAACCAAAUGUCGUACGAAAUGUUUUAUUUAUGGUAAUGGAUGAAAUGGAAAAAGUUAAUGAUAGAAAUGAUACUUGUAUUGAGAAAAAUCUGAAUAAAUUGAAAUUAUAUUAUGGUCAAACAGAUCAUUGGGCACCACCGUCGUAUUAUUAUCGAAUUAAAGAAAAACAUCCAACUAUUAAUGCUGAAUUAUGUAAUUUUGAGCAUGCAUUUGUUAUGAGAAAUUCUGAGGAGGUGGGCAAGAUUGUUGUUGGAUGGAUACAAGAAGACUUUAAUAUUUAAAUAUUUUUUUUAUGUAUUUAUAUUUGGGUUGGGAAAUAAGGUAAUUUCCAUGUGGGUAACAAACAUGUAUAAUAUGCAAAUCAAAUUUUUUACAUGCAUAGUUUAUUGGGUAACAAAAUACGCAAUCGCAGAUUGUUGGAUUUAAUUGUAAAGACUCGUUAUAUAGUUGGUAUUUAUUAGUUAUAAAACUCAUAAUAUUCGUACAUUUAUCAAUAUUUAUUUAACGUUGUUUUGGAGCAAAUGAUAUUUAAUGACAAAGUUUUCAAAAAUUAAUAGUCAAUUAUUCAUAUACAGUAGACCCGCGGUAACCUGACCUCUGUCUAAUUCGAUAUAACUAAAACGAUAAUUACAAUGCAGAUUUACUAUAAAUACAUGAAUUCUUCAUGACCGAAAUUAGAAAAUUAUUGAAAUCUUGUAAUUUGUCGGAUUACAAGGUAUUCUUUUUCAAAAAGUUCCUUACUACAGGGCGUUUGUGGCAGUACUCGAUAGUCCGACAAAUUCGAUAAUUCAACACCACCCUAUAAAACGUUUGUCGGAUUACCGCAGGUCCACUGUAAUAAGAAAAGCCUAUCCAAAAAUAUGAAAACAUUCCUGUUCUUGAUUUUCGUGAAAAACGAUGUUACUAGUUUGAGACUUGUCAUUACAUUGGGAAACAACGAUCAACACACUAAUUUAAGGUUCAUAAGUCGAGACUCAGAAAUGGCAACUUGACAAACUACCAUAGUAUUUAUUUAAGGCUUUUAAAUGACUGUACCCAUUUACAAAACAUUCCUGUUUUUAAAAUUUUGAGGUACUUAUCAAAAAAUUAUCACAAAAUGU